AUGUACACACUGCAGCAGCAGCAGCAGCAGCAGCAGCAGAAGGAACCAAUAAGGGAACAGCUGCUAGAAGGAGCAGCAGCAGCAGCAGCAGCAGCAAGACCAGCAGCAGCAGCAGCAGCAAGACCAGCAGCAGCCGCAGCAGAACUGGCAGCAUCUCUGCUGCAGCAGCAGCAGCAACUGCAGCAGCAGCAGCAGCAAGACAACUCCAGAAACAACAGCAGCACAGACCAGCUGCAGCUGCAGCAGCAGCAGCAGCAGCAGCAGCAACAAGAACACCAGCAGCAACAGCAGGAUGCACUGCAGCAGCUAAUACACCCAUGUGCCUGUAGAUCCGGGUGUAUGUACACACUGCAGCAGCAGCAGCAGCAGCAGCAGCAGAAGGAGCCAAUAAGGGAACAGCUGCUGGAAGGAGCAGCAGCAGCAGCAGCAGCAACAGCAGCAGCAGCAGCAGCAGCAAGACCAGCAGCAGCAGCAGCAGAACUGGCAGCAGUAGCGGGCAGAACUGCAGCAGCAGAUACAGCCGAGCUGCGCGACUCUAGUCUCUGCUGCAGCAGCAGCAGCAACUGCAGCAGCAGCAGCAGCAGCAGCAGCAGCAAGACAACUCCAGAAACAACAGCAGCACAGACCAGCUGCAGCUGCAGCAGCAGCAGCAGCAGCAACAAGAACACCAGCAGCAGCAGCAGGAUGCACUGCAGCAGCUAA
Molecule: messenger RNA, 702 nt
Organism: Eimeria mitis
Lineage: Eukaryota; Apicomplexa; Conoidasida; Eucoccidiorida; Eimeriidae
Exons: 3
Coding region: 1-702 (233 amino acids)
Source: RefSeq, a predicted model, not a curated record